This is a messenger RNA of Xiphias gladius (swordfish), 1338 nucleotides long. RefSeq names its product ectonucleotide pyrophosphatase/phosphodiesterase 6 (gene enpp6). The record is from RefSeq and is a predicted model, not a curated record. Bases 1 to 1338 code for a protein of 445 amino acids. The transcript has 8 exons. Lineage: Eukaryota; Metazoa; Chordata; Actinopteri; Istiophoriformes; Xiphiidae.
AUGUCCCAGAGACAGAUACCAGCGCGCUCCCUGCGUCUCUUCCCGCCGCUACUCCUUCUGUUGGGAGCGGGACAGCAGUGUCUCACGGUACGUCCGUUGCUCUUGUUCCUUAUCGAUGGAUUCCGCUAUGACUACAUGGAUGACUUGGACGCACUGCCCGGAUUUCGCGAAAUCGUGGGCAAUGGAGUGAAGGUGGACUACAUGACGCCGGACUUCCCGAGUUUAUCAUACCCUAAUUACUACUCAUUAAUGACAGGCCGUCACUGUGAUGCUCAUCAGAUGACUGGAAACUACAUGUGGGAUGAAGCCUCAAAGAAGGAGUUUCUGAUUGGGACCAAUCCUGACAGCAGGUUGCCUCUUUGGUGGGAUGGAUCAGAGCCGUUAUGGGUCACCCUGCAAAAGCUUGGAAAGAAGGUUUUCAUGUACUACUGGCCUGGCUGCGAAGUAGAGAUUCUGGGUGUCCAUCCAGCUUUCUGUGAAGAAUAUGUCUACAACCCAUCAGAGAAAAACCUCACAGACUCGAUAGUGAAUGCUCUCAGUGUCCUGAGGUCAGGCCAAGCAGACAUGGCAGCUAUAUAUUAUGAGAAAAUAGAUGUGGAGGGCCAUCACUUCGGUCCAGACUCUCAUCAGGUCAGAACAGCUGUGCGACAACUUGAUCUUGCCAUGCAGACACUCAACAGCAAAAUCAAAGAGAAGAACAUGGCAAACCAGCUGAACAUUGUGCUAUUUUCAGACCAUGGUAUGACAAAGAUCCAGUGGAUGGAAAGGGUCAUAGAGCUGGACAAGUGUAUCAACAUGUCAGACAUUGUCAAGAUGAUGGACAGAGGACCAGUGGUCAGUCUGUGGCCCAAAGAUAACAAGUAUCAACAGGUUUAUGCCAGACUGUCUCAGGUCCCUAACAUGCGUGUCUAUACGAGACAGGAGAUCCCUGAACGUUUCCAUUACAAAGGAGGAAAGUUUGUUUCACCCCUGACGCUUGUGGCUGAGCCAGGCUGGUUUAUCACUGAGAACAAGGCAAGACUCCCAUACUGGAAAAACGACUCUGGGGACCCCUCAGCUUGGCAAAAUGGCUGGCAUGGUUAUGACAACGAGUUUCUUGACAUGAGAGGCUUUUUCUUGGCAACAGGACCUGACUUCAAGUGUAAUGUUCGGGCGGCUCCAAUUCGAGCGGUGGACGUCUAUAACGUGAUGUGCUGGACGCUGGGAGUGGAACCUUUGCCAAAUAAUGGGUCCUGGUCUCGGGUAGAGUACCUUCUGAAUGGCUCUGAUGGUCCACCCCAACCCACAACCCUCUGGACCUGCUGUAUUGGUUUGUUAGGCAUACUGCUGUCACUAUGA